AUGUCGAGGCCCCAGGGACUGCUAUGGCUUCCGUUGGUCUUCACCCCAGUCUGUGUCAUGUUGAACUCCAACAUCCUCUUGUGGAUAACCGCGCUGGCCAUCAAGUUCACCCUCAUUGACGGCCAACCCCAGUACCCGGUGGUAAACACAAAUUAUGGCAAAAUCCGCGGCCUAAGAACACCAUUGCCCAAUGAGAUUUUGGGUCCAGUGGAACAAUACUUGGGGGUUCCCUAUGCCUCUCCUCCUACCGGAGAGAGGCGGUUUCAGCCCCCAGAGCCCCCUUCCUCAUGGACUGGCGUUCGGAACGCCACCCAAUUUGCUGCUGUGUGUCCCCAGCACCUGGAUGAGAGGUCUUUGCUUCAUGACAUGCUGCCCAUCUGGUUUACCGCCAACUUGGAUACCUUGAUGACAUAUGUUCAAGAUCAGAAUGAAGACUGCCUUUACUUGAACAUCUACGUGCCCACGGAGGAUGGAGCCAACACAAAGAAAAACGCAGAUGAUAUUACCAGUAAUGACCGUGGGGAAGAUGAAGACAUCCAUGAUCAGAACAGUAAGAAGCCAGUUAUGGUAUAUAUUCAUGGAGGAUCCUACAUGGAGGGAACGGGCAACAUGAUAGACGGAAGUAUUUUGGCAAGCUACGGAAAUGUCAUAGUGAUCACCAUUAACUACAGGCUGGGUAUUUUAGGAUUUUUAAGCACCGGUGACCAGGCGGCGAAAGGCAACUAUGGGUUGCUAGAUCAGAUCCAAGCCUUGCGGUGGAUCGAGGAGAACGUCGGGGCCUUUGGCGGGGACCCCAAGCGAGUGACCAUCUUCGGCUCGGGAGCUGGAGCAUCCUGUGUCAGCCUGUUGACCUUGUCACACUAUUCAGAAGGUCUGUUCCAAAAGGCCAUCAUCCAAAGCGGCACCGCCCUGUCCAGCUGGGCCGUCAACUACCAGCCUGCCAAGUACACUCGGAUAUUGGCAGAUAAAGUGGGCUGCAACAUGCUGGACACCACGGACAUGGUGGAAUGUCUUCGGAAUAAGAACUACAAAGAGCUCAUUCAGCAGGCCAUCACCCCGGCCACGUACCACAUCGCCUUCGGGCCCGUCAUUGACGGCGAUGUCAUCCCGGACGACCCCCAGAUUCUCAUGGAGCAAGGGGAGUUCCUCAACUAUGACAUCAUGCUCGGCGUGAACCAAGGCGAGGGCCUGAAGUUCGUGGACGGCAUCGUGGACAAUGAAGAUGGAGUCACCCCCAACGACUUUGACUUCUCCGUGUCCAACUUCGUGGACAACCUUUAUGGCUACCCGGAGGGGAAAGACACCCUGCGUGAAACCAUCAAGUUCAUGUACACGGACUGGGCAGACAAGGAGAACCCCGAAACACGUCGCAAAACCUUGGUGGCUCUCUUCACUGACCACCAGUGGGUGGCCCCGGCCGUGGCCACCGCUGACCUCCACGCCCAGUACGGCUCGCCAACCUAUUUCUACGCUUUUUACCAUCACUGUCAGAGCGAGAUGAAGCCCAGCUGGGCCGACUCGGCCCACGGUGACGAAGUCCCCUACGUCUUUGGGAUCCCCAUGAUUGGUCCCACUGAGCUCUUCAGCUGUAACUUCUCCAAGAAUGACGUGAUGCUCAGCGCGGUGGUGAUGACCUACUGGACAAACUUCGCCAAAACGGGUGAUCCUAAUCAACCAGUUCCACAGGAUACUAAGUUCAUUCACACAAAACCCAACCGCUUUGAGGAAGUGGCCUGGUCCAAGUACAACCCCAAAGACCAGCUGUAUCUGCAUAUCGGCUUGAAACCCAGAGUGAGGGAUCACUACCGAGCAACAAAAGUGGCUUUCUGGUUGGAACUUGUGCCUCAUCUGCACAACUUGAACGAGAUAUUUCAGUACGUUUCAACCACUACCAAGGUUCCCCCACCCGACAUGACGUCCUUCCCCUAUGGAACCAGGCGAUCUCCUGCAAAGAUAUGGCCUACAACCAAACGCCCUGCAAUAACACCUGCCAACAACCCCAAACACUCCAAGGACCCACAUAAAACAGGGCCUGAAGAUACGACUGUCCUCAUUGAAACCAAGCGGGAUUACUCCACCGAACUGAGUGUCACCAUCGCCGUGGGGGCAUCCUUACUGUUCCUCAACAUCUUGGCGUUUGCCGCGCUGUACUACAAAAAGGACAAGAGACGUCAUGAAACACAUAGACGCCCCAGCCCCCAGAGAAACACCACGAACGAUAUCGCUCACAUUCAGAAUGAGGAGAUCAUGUCACUCCAGAUGAAACAAUUGGAACAUGACCAUGAGUGCGAGUCACUGCAGGCUCAUGACACCCUGAGGCUUACCUGCCCUCCAGACUACACCCUUACGCUGCGCCGGUCUCCAGAUGAUAUCCCACUUAUGACACCUAACACCAUCACCAUGAUUCCAAACACACUGUCGGGAAUGCAGCCCUUGCACACAUUCAACACCUUCAGUGGAGGACAGAACAGUACAAAUUUACCCCACGGGCAUUCAACCACCAGAGUAUAGCUUUGCAGUUCCCUCCCCCUCCCUCCGCACUUCCCUCUCUGCAGCCUAGAAGACAUAGAGGAAGAGAGAAGGAAUGUCUCCAACCAUGGAAUGUUUUUCAUCACAUUGACUUAGACAAACACGAGGAAGGGCAGUCUUUGUGUCCCUGCUCACCCUUUCCCUGGGAAUUUCCAAGUAUUCCAAGAUCAACUUCCAACCCUGUGAAAUGUGAAAAGUAUACAUCGCUGUUUCGACACUGCUUUAAGAUCUCCACCACCCCAGCGGAUGUUUAGUGUGACCAGAACAUCACCACGGCCAGGACCUGGAUGUGUCCAGCGUAACGGUAUCAGCAGACAUUUCUGGAACUUACCCAGGGACACUUAAAAAAAAUUUUUUUUCUUUUUAAAUCA
This is a messenger RNA of Trichechus manatus latirostris (Florida manatee), 2900 nucleotides long. RefSeq names its product neuroligin 4 X-linked (gene NLGN4X). Bases 1 to 2511 code for a protein of 836 amino acids. Gene Ontology annotation, cellular component: synapse; postsynaptic specialization membrane; plasma membrane. The record is from RefSeq and is a predicted model, not a curated record. Gene Ontology annotation, molecular function: neurexin family protein binding; signaling receptor activity. Gene Ontology annotation, biological process: synaptic vesicle endocytosis; presynaptic membrane assembly; postsynaptic membrane assembly. The transcript is spliced from 6 exons. NCBI's taxonomy places the organism in Eukaryota, Metazoa, Chordata, Mammalia, Sirenia, Trichechidae.